GUGUCAUGGUAUGGGUCAUUAUGCUAGUGAUUGCCCAAAUAGGAGAUUGAUGGUUAUUAGAGGAGAUGAUAUUGUGUCUGAUUCUGAUCGUGGUGAUGACUCUGAUCAUAAUAGCAUGCCAUCUUUGGAGGAUUGUUCUGAUGGUGAUGUUGAGUAUGCAGUCCAUGGUGAAUCUCUUGUUGUUAGACGUGCUUUGAACUUGCAGGUGAAAGAAGAAAGUCUAGAGCAACGUCACAAUCUUUUUCACACUAGAUGCUUGGUGGGUGGAAAAGUGUGUAGUCUAAUUAUUGAUGGCGGGAGUUGGACUAAUGUGACUAGUACACUUAUGGUGGAGAAAUUGGGUUUGUCAUGUGUUCGAUAUCCUAAACCAUAUACGUUGCAGUGGUUGAAUGACAGUGGAGAGAUCAAGGUUGACAAACAGGUGACAAUUGCCUUCUCUGUUGGCAAGUAUGUUGAUGAGGCAUUGUGUGAUGUGGUGCCAAUGCAAGCUUGUCAUUUAUUAUUGUGGCGACCUUGGCAGUUCGACCGUCGAGCAUUUCAUGAUGGUUAUACAAAUUGAUUCUCCUUUGAUUUUAAUGGUCGCAAGAUCACUCUUGCUCCUUUAUCACCUAAGAAGGUUUACCUUGACCAGUUGAAGCUUCAACAAGAUACCAAGGGGAACAUGGGAUGUGAGAUCACAAAAAAAUCUGAGAGAAAAGAGGCUAUGAGAGAAAAGAAUAUAGCAAAAGGCCCAAAGGUGAGUGAAAAGAAAGAAAAGAGUCCAUGUCAUGAGAGUAGUACAAAUACAAAAAAAAAUUGAGAAAGUUGAGAGCAAAUUGUGUUUCUUUGCAAAAGAGAGAGAUUUAAAGAGUGCUUUAAUAGGCAAGAAAGCUUUGUUUAUGGUUCGAUUUAGGGAUAUUUUAUUCUCUGACACUGACCUUAACCCAAAUUUGCCAAAUAGUUUUGUCUCUUUGUUGCAGGCAUUUGCCGAUGUCUUCCCUACUGACGUACCACGUGGUUUGCCUCCAUUACGUGGGAUUGAGCACCAAAUUGAUUUUAUUCCUGGUGCUAGCAUUCCUAAUAGACCAGCCUAUAGGAGUAAUCCUGAAGAGACAAAGGAACUUCAAAGACAAGUGGAGGAGUUAUUAGCCAAAGGUCACAUCCGGGAGAGUAUGAGUCCAUGUGCUAUACCAGUUUUGUUGGUUCCAAAGAAGGAUGGUACUUGACGAAUGUGUGUGGAUUGUUGUGCAGUCAAUAAAAUUACGGUAAAGUAUCGUUAUCCUAUCCCUAGGUUAGAUGACAUGCUUGAUGAGUUAUAUGGUGCAUGCAUAUUCACUAAAAUUGAUUUAAAAAGUGGGUAUCAUCAAAUUAGAAUGAACCCAGGGGAUGAAUAAAAAACUGCAUUUAAAACAAAACAUGGAUUAUAUGAGUGGUUAGUAAUGCCUUUUGGGUUAACUAAUGCCCCUAGUACUUGUAUGCGUCUGAUGAACCAUGUUUUGCGAGACUUUUUGGGUAAAUUUGUUGUUGUUUAUUUUGGUGAUAUUCUCAUUUAUAGCACUUGUUUGGAUGACCACUUGUCACAUGUUUCAACUGUUUUGGAAGUGCUUCGAAAAGAGAAAUUAUAUGCUAAUCUUAAAAAGUGCACUUUUUGUAUUGAUUGAGUUAUAUCUCUUGGUUUUGUUGUGAGUGCGAGUGGAAUUGAAGUUGAUGAGGAAAAGAUAAAGGCUAUUCGUGAAUGGCCAACGCCUAAGAAUGCUUCUGAGGUACGAAGUUUUCAUGGGUUAGUUGGGUUUUAUAGAAGAUUUGUAAAAAAUUUUUCUACCAUUGCUGCGCCUUUCAUAGAGGUCAUAAAAAAGGAUGUUGGAUUUAAAUGGGAAAGGGAAUAAGACAUUGCAUUUCAUACCCUAAAAGACUGUUUGUGUUCUGCUCCUAUUCUUGUUUUACCUAACUUUGAUAAAACCUUUGAGAUUGAAUGUGAUGCUUCUGGGAUUGGUAUAAGUGCUGUUUUAAUGCAGAAAAAACGAGCUAUUGCCUUCUUCAGUGAAAAGUUGAAUUUAGCUCAGCGUAAAUAUUCAACAUAUGACAAAGAAUUAUAUGCGUUGGUUCGGGCUUUAGAGGUUUGGCAACACUACCUCUUACCUAAGGAGUUUGUGAUUCACAUGGAUCAUGAAUCUUUGAAGCACUUAAAAGGACAAAGUGAGCUUGAUAAAAGACAUGCUAAAUGGGUGGAAUUUAUUGAAACACUUCCCUAUGUUAUUGCCUUUAAACAAGGUAAAGAUAAUGUCGUUGCUGAUGCUUUAUCUCGGAGGUAUGCUUUGAUUACUACACUUACCUCUAAGUUAUUGGGCUUUGAGUUUUUAAAGGAGUUGUAUGUCACUGAUUCUGACUUUUCUGCUAUUUAUGCCUCUUGUGAACAUAGUGCAUUUAACAAAUUUUAUAGACAUGAAAGUUUUCUAUUUCGUGGUAAUAGAAUUUGUGUGCCUACUUGUUCUAUAAGGGACUUACUUGUUCUUGAAUCACAUAAUGGGGGUUUGAUGGGUCAUUUUGGUGUGCAUAAGACAUUGAAGGUGUUAUCUGAACAUUUUUACUGGCCCCGCAUGCGUCGAGAUGUUGCAAAAUUUUGUGCUAAGUGUGUUGCAUGUAAACAGGCUAAAUCUAAGUCUUUACCACAUGGUUUGUAUGCCCCUUUACCUGUUCCUAUGCAUCCGUGGGUUGAUAUUUCUAUGGAUUUUGUUCUUGGUUUGCCUUGAACAAAAAAAGGUCGAGAUAGCAUUUUUGUUGUGGUAGACAGAUUUAGUAAAAUGGCUCAUUUUAUUGCAUGCCAUAAAACUGAUGAUGCAACAAAUAUUGCUGAUCUGUUCUUUAGAGAGGCUGUGCGUUUGCAUGGUGUUCCCCAAACUAUUGUUUCUGAUCGUGAUGUCAAAUUUUUGAGUCAUUUUUGAAAAGUUUUAUGGGGUAAAUUAGGCACAAAAUUAUUAUACUCUACUACUUGUCAUCCUCAAACUGAUGGUCAAACUGAAGUAGUAAUUAGAACAUUAGGAACCUUAUUACGUGCUGUUGUUGGUAAGAAUUUGAAAACUUGGAAAGAUUGUUUACCUUUUAUUGAGUUUGCUUAUAAUAGAACUACUCAUUCUUCUACUGAAUUUUCUCCUUUUGAACUUGUUUAUGGUUUUAAUCCUUUAACUAUUUUGGAUUUAUUACCUUUGCCUUUGAGUGAUAUUGUUAGCUUGGAUGCAGAAGGUAAAGCUGAAAAGGUUAAAACAAUGCACUUGAAAGCACGUGAAUCGCUUGAACUGAAAAAUAAGUUGAUUGCCCAACGGGUGAAUAAAGGUCGAAGACAACUUAUCUUUGAACCUGGUGACUAAGUAUGGAUUCAUUUGAGAAAAGAGAGAUUUUCUACUCAAAGAAAAUCCAAGUUAGACCCUAGGGGU
This is a messenger RNA of Arachis ipaensis, 3410 nucleotides long. Lineage: Eukaryota; Viridiplantae; Streptophyta; Magnoliopsida; Fabales; Fabaceae. The record is from RefSeq and is a predicted model, not a curated record.